Molecule: messenger RNA, 1833 nt
Organism: Penicillium samsonianum
Lineage: Eukaryota; Fungi; Ascomycota; Eurotiomycetes; Eurotiales; Aspergillaceae
Product: MFS transporter
Exons: 2
Coding region: 1-1833 (610 amino acids)
Biological process (GO): xenobiotic detoxification by transmembrane export across the plasma membrane
Molecular function (GO): fluconazole transmembrane transporter activity
Source: RefSeq, a predicted model, not a curated record
AUGAGGGAUAUCUUGAGAGAAGCCCCUUUGGGUCAACUCAUUCGAUUGGUCACUCGCAAUACAGUCCUGCUCUAUCCUGAGGAGUUUCCUGAUUUCAAAUUCCCAGCAACAUACAAUGCUGUUCUCAACUUGCCGGAAAAAGAGCGCGAACCCGUUGCUACCACGAAACCCACCAAUGAACAAACACCACCAUCGAACCCAGCAAGUAGCGAAAGUACAUUUGCACCUCCGGAGACUCUUGAACGUGAGGAGGAAAACAUCGAGCAACAACACCUACGCGAUCAUGAUCUAGAAGGUUUGCAUCUUAGCCGGACGAGGAGUCGACUAGAAACUACCCCCUACUCUGAAGAACGAUUGGAAAUCGAAGUGGAGCUUGCCCUUGAACGGACGCAGACGAGGCCAAUUGUCCCACAAAGGACAGCCGACGGCAACGUCCUCGUGGAUUGGUAUACCACUGAUGAUCCAGCAAACCCUCAGAACUGGUCCAACGGGAAACGAUUUAUUGUCUCUUCGACCAUUUGCUUGUACACCUUCGUCGUCUACACUGGCUCCGCGAUCUACACCUCGAGUGCGCAGGGCGUGAUGGAAAGGUUCAAUGUUGGACCAACAGCCGCAUCGCUCCCGCUUUCCCUCUAUGUCCUAGCCUACGGUAUUGGGCCCCUGCUCUGGGCUCCUUUAUCGGAGAUUUCAGUCAUCGGGAGAUCUCCAGUCUACGCCGUAACAAUGGCGCUAUUUACUAUCCUUUCCCUUCCCACCGCGCUUGUUGAUAACUUCGCUGGCCUUCUGGUUCUGCGGUUCCUCCAAGGGUUCUUCGGGAGUCCUUGCCUGGCAAUCGGGCCAGCCACGAUGCAAGAUAUGUACUCUCUUCUCUACCUACCAUAUGCACUUACUGCUUGGGUCUCGGCGGCAUACUGUGGGCCGGCUCUUGGUCCCCUCCUCUCUGGAUUCGCAGUGACCGCCAAGGGAUGGCGCUGGUCACUAUGGGAAAUCCUCUGGGCAGCCGGACCCAUCUUCCUCGUGAUGUUCAUGCUGCUUCCUGAAACCUCUACCCCUAACAUCCUCCUGCGCCGCGCCAAUCGGCUUCGAAAAUUAACAGGCGACAAGCGACUCUUGGCGCAGUCUGAGAUUGACCAGAAAAACCUCCGGCCUUCAGCUAUCCUCCUGGAUGCCAUUAUCAAGCCGAUGGAGAUUACCAUUAAGGACCCAGCAAUCGCAUUCGUGAACCUGUAUAUGGCUCUGGUUUACGGUAUUUACUACAGUUUCUUCGAGGUGUUUCCUCUAGUUUAUCCCGUCUACUAUGGGUUCUCGCUUGGCAUGAUUGGUGUCGUCUUCACCUGCGUACUCGUUGCCUGCCUAAUUGGCAUUGCUAUCUACUGCCUGUACCUUCAGUUCAUACUCAUCCCCGAUAUCAUUGCGCACGGUCUGCGCGCGCAGGAGUCCCGCCUGGUGCCUGCUCUCUUCGCCUGCUUUGGCCCUACAAUCGGGCUCUUCAUCUUCGGUUGGACCGCUCGCGCCAGCAUCCACUGGAUCGUGCCAACCAUCGGCAUCACUGUCUACGCUGCCAGCGUCUUCAUCAUCAUGCAGUGUAUCUUUGUCUACGUUCCUCUCUCGUACCCUCAAUACGCUGCGUCUUUGUUCGCUGCGAAUGACUUCUUGAGGAGCGCCCUGGCUUGUGGAAGUAUCUUGUUCGCGAGACCACUGUUCAUCAAUCUUGGUGUAGCUAAGGGUGUCAGUGUCUUAGGUGGCUUAAGUGUGAUUGGGAUUUUUGGCAUGUUUGGCCUCUGGACCUUCGGCGCGAAGUUGAGAGCGAGAUCAAAGUUUGCUAUUGUGUGA